Messenger RNA from Cooperia oncophora, 846 nucleotides. Lineage: Eukaryota; Metazoa; Nematoda; Chromadorea; Rhabditida; Trichostrongylidae. The record is from the annotation of a GenBank genome assembly.
AUGCGAUUCCGAUCACAUCGUAUUAGAGCACGACGAAAAAGACGUAUAACCCGAACCGAUCCAAAUACAAUAAUCAGACCCACAGAGGAAAGGAUAGCUGAUGACCACGUCAUCCAGCUUACUCCAUUAAAAUCUCCAAUUUCAAUUGAUUCCAUGCAACGGUUAACGCGAAACGGAGACCAAGUUAACUUCAGACAAGUGCUGCGCAUCUAUGGAUCAGGGGUGGUUGAAGAGCCUUACGCUUAUUUACCAAGGCGGACAUCAGUGUUGAGUACGCGCGGUAUGGUAACGGUGAAAUAUGGCACGAAUAUGAUCGAAAUCGCUACGCAAAAUACCGAUGUUCAGCCAAGCAAACGUGGCCGCGUCGGCAGCUGGAUAUUUACGCAUUCACGGAAAGUGCACAGAGCACCUAUAGUGUUCGGUAAAACGAAGCUUCCGAGUGAGAAAGGCCCGGCGCCAUUUUGUCUGUCUAUAGCGGCACCCUUUUGGGUGAGCUAUCACCAAGAACAAUACGCAUCAUCACAAAGUGGUGAACGUAUUCGUGAAAGUAUCGAAAUUCGUCAAUGCAAGAGUAGUGGUAUGCCGUACUAUGAAAUGAAACCACUCGAUCCGGAGCAACAUCGUCUCUUUAGUGAGCAUGUCUAUCUGGGAAAAGGUGUCAUUCGCAUCGAUCGAAGUUCUUACAUUCCCACCGAACAGAAGCUAACUGCUUUCUUCGCCACAUGCAUCAAUACCACCAAAACACGCCAGUAUAGAAUUCCGCUCCCAUGGAGGGGUACUGGAGUCAGUCACUCCAAGUACGUUUUACCUUGUUGGGCAACCAGCCUCGUAGCGUGGGUCUAUUAG